Messenger RNA from Lodderomyces oxycetoniae, 882 nucleotides. It is a transcript of the gene FMT1, whose product is annotated as methionyl-tRNA formyltransferase. Lineage: Eukaryota; Fungi; Ascomycota; Pichiomycetes; Serinales; Debaryomycetaceae. The coding region runs from base 1 to 882 and encodes 293 amino acids. Gene Ontology annotation, biological process: conversion of methionyl-tRNA to N-formyl-methionyl-tRNA; biosynthetic process. Gene Ontology annotation, cellular component: mitochondrion. The transcript has a single exon. Gene Ontology annotation, molecular function: methionyl-tRNA formyltransferase activity. The record is from RefSeq and is a predicted model, not a curated record.
AUGAAAAAUUAUACUGAACUUCCUGUGGGAGAAUACGCCAAAACGAACAAUGUUGAUAUCCUUAGAGCAGAAGUAUCGAGUGAUAUUGUGGACUUGUUGAGCUCAAAUACGUUCAAUUUGGUAAUUGCUGUUUCUUAUGGAAAGCUAAUCCCCGCUGAGUUCAUCACAAGGUGUAAGUAUGGCGGUAUAAAUGUGCACCCAUCCUUAUUGCCCAGGUACUCGGGAUCUUCCCCCUUGCAAUAUGCAUUGUUGAAUGAUGAUCUUGAAACCGGCGUAACAGUACAAACAUUGCAUCCGACUAAAUUUGACCAUGGUAGUAUUAUAGCUCAAUCAAGCGCGGUACCGAUCUUGGAUUCGGAUAAUUACAGUAGUUUAGCUUCUAAACUAGGGGAUAUUGGAGGAGAGAUUUUGGCAAAAGUUAUUGAGGAUGGUUCCUUUGUUGAUAUCAAACCAUUGACUAAUUCUUAUACUAGGUGUUUUGCCCCAAAAAUUGAUAAACAAGAACGCCAGGCAUUAUGGUCGCAUUACUCGGCAAGGCAACUCAAGAGAAGAUACGAUGCAUUGGGUCCCCUUUUUACCUUUAUGGAUGUGAAUGUGAAGCGAAAGGGUAAACGCAUAACUGAGAAGCAGCGAAUAAUUUUGAAUGAAAUCAGUGAAUUAAAGGACACAAAUGAGCUCGACCUUGCCCUUAAUCUUGAUGAGUUAAAGGAAUGUGGAGAUUUUUCACUAGUUAAAGAUGGGUUGUGUAUAAAAGCAAAAGAAGGCUACGUGCUUGCCAAGAGAGUGCAAAUGCAAACAAAAGCAGAGGAUACUCCAGAGGCUUUCAUAGGAACGUGCCGUAAGUCAAAUGGGUCUACGCGUCAACAUUUUUUACCAAAGUGA